This is a messenger RNA of Phasianus colchicus (ring-necked pheasant), 6934 nucleotides long. RefSeq names its product N-ethylmaleimide sensitive factor, vesicle fusing ATPase (gene NSF). Gene Ontology annotation, biological process: Golgi to plasma membrane protein transport; SNARE complex disassembly; intra-Golgi vesicle-mediated transport. NCBI's taxonomy places the organism in Eukaryota, Metazoa, Chordata, Aves, Galliformes, Phasianidae. Gene Ontology annotation, molecular function: ATP binding; ATP hydrolysis activity. The record is from RefSeq and is a predicted model, not a curated record. Gene Ontology annotation, cellular component: Golgi stack.
UGGACGGGGAUCCACAGCCCCUCUGGGCAGCUGUUCCAGCACCUCACCACUCUCAUAGCAAAGAACUUAACGUUCAUACAGCAUCCACAAUCUUCCCGCCUGUUUGUGCACCUCCAAUCUAAUGUUCCACCUGUGAGUCCUGCACAGUUUGCCCAUAGGUGGUAUUGAUGUUGGGGUACAAACGUUGCUCUGACAUCUACCUAUACGUUGUUCUUUGGCACUUCUCUGCCUAAUAGAUGCUCUUUGGUGCUUCCCCACACAAAAGGACCAGUUCUCACCUCUCUGGAGCAUCAAGGAGUCUAUUUGAGUACUAACUAAAUUAAGAUUUUUGGCAUCCUGUCUAGAGCUCCACGAGGCCCUGUUUAAGCAGGGAGAUGGCGUGUUGCUGGGACACAGGACCAGGCGCAGCGUGCUUCUCUUUGGCCCUGAAUCUGAAGAGAAUUGCAGAAUUGUAGGCGUUGGAAGGGAUCCGUAGAAUCAUUCAGUCCACCCCCCCGUGCUGAAGCAAGUUGCCUGCAGUAGGUCACACAGGAGGGCAUCCCAUCCAGACAUGUCUUGUAUAUCUCCAGAGAAGGAGACUGCACAGGAUGCCUCUUUGGGCAGCCUGUUCCAGUGCUGUCACGCUCUCUGAGUAAAGAAUGUCUUCCUUCUGUUAGUGUGUAAAUUCCUGUGUUCCAUUUCCUGCCCAUUGCCCCUUGUUCUAUUGCUGCACGCCACCGAGAAGAUUCCACCCUCAUUAAGGGCCCACGCUCUACACACUGCACCCCAGGUUUCCCUUUGCCUUCUUGGGCACAAGGGCACGCUGCUGGCUCAUGCUCAACCUCUGCCCACCAGAACCCUCAGGUUCUCCUCUGCAGAGCUCCUCUCCAGCAGCUCAGCCCCCCCACCUGUACUGAUGCUUCAGCUGUUCCUCCCCAGGUUCAGGACUCUGCAUUUCCUCUUGUUGAACCCCAUCAGCUUCCUCUCUGCCCAGCCCUUCAGGUCCUGUUGAAUGGCAGCACAGCCUUCUGGUGUUUCAACCACUCUUCCCAGCUUCGUAUCGUGAGCAAACUUGCUGAGGGUGGGCAGAGUCUGACUCAGUAGGGUUUGUCUGCCAGCAGCUGGAUUUUGCAUGAUUUACUUCGCAUUUUGUGUCUUUGAGACUUCACAUUCCCUAUCAAGUCUAUCAAAAUGAGCUGCACACAAUGAGGAACCAUCUAUCAGGAGCCAUAAACACAUUCAGUUUAGGUAGGAAGAGCUGUUGAAAAUGAAGCCUGUCUGGCAGCCUGGUUGUCAGCCGGGUUCUUUGGUGUUACAGAACUGCAGUGUGGGUUGGGUGCGAGUUGCUGAAUGGUCCAUGGCAGGACUGCCUCUCUACAGAUUGCAGAGGUCAUAUUUCUUGUGCUUGUUUCUGGAAGACUUUUUAAGGCCAUAGGGCAGAGAGCUUUGGGAAACUCAGAGCGGUGAGAAAACUUCCCCUAAUUGUGCUGUUUGGGCAGAGUUCGGUGCUGGGGUGCAGAGCGUGGUACUGAACUUGUGCACAAAGCAUCCUCCUGAGAGGACCUCCAUCUUGCAGGAGCUCCUCGUGCCUUGCCACGUUACCACUGCAUUACUACCUGUUCAAGGCAGUUAAAUCAGUGUUAAUAUUUCAUGAUGUUGUUGAAGCCCUGCUCAGGAAGUUGAUGUAACAGGUUGCUAAUGCACCGCAGCUCGUGCCCAGAAUUGAUUUCCAGCCCGUUGAGGGCAGCUUUGGAGACAGUAUCGAACCUCACUUUGGAGUCCAAUCACUUGCUGCCUUCCUCCUUCAAAGCUAAUUCAAGACAGGAGACCACAAGUGGGAUUUCAUUCUCCCGCAGAACGUUACACUGGGGGAUGCGGCGCUUUUCAUCUUCAGCGUGAGACAGGCUGCCCAAUACGAUCUAUUCUGAAGAGCAAAGCGUUGCUUCAACCAAAUCCCAGGAGGUGGACCCCAUAAAAAUCCACGUCCAGAAGUCUGGCUGCAAAGAGUCAGUGGGAGCAGACCACGGGGAAACGGGACCUGCAUGGGCAGAAUAUGGCUGCAUUCCAAGCAAAGGCUGAGCAAUUGGUUUACGUGCCCCAAGGCCUCCCUACCAAAGGAUGAGCUUAACUCCAGGGCUUGGCACGUGUUAGGAGACUGGGAGUGCAGCUCUGCGCUUUUAGAUCUGCAUAGACCUCUAAUUUGUAGGCAAACCAAAGCAUGAUAAGAUGCUAUUAGCAUAGUGUGUUUGAAUAGGAAGUUUAACAAGGCUGAGUGCAGGGUGUUGGGAUGGGGCAGUCCCAGAUAGGAGUCCGGGCUGGAGGAGAAUUCAAUGAGGGCAGCCCUGCAGAGAAGGACUUAGGGGUUGUGGGUGCCUUGGGGACAUUCAUGGCCAGGUUGGAUGGGGAUCUGGGCAGCCUGGUUUGGUGGCUGUCAGCCCUGCAUGUGGCACUGGGGUGGAACUGGGUGGUCUUUAGGGUCCUGUCCAACCUGAACCAUUCUGCUAUUCAGUGAUUCUGUGAUGUUAUGGAGACAUUGCUGAAGUCCAGAUAGAUGUCAUCAGGGGCUCUUCCCUUGUCCGCUGGCACACACCAUCAAAAAAAGCCCUUAAAAAGCGGGUCCUGAAGGAUGGGUCCUGUGAUACAGAGCUGUGUUGGGGCAGGUUGUAGGGUUCCCUGUGCUGGGAUGUGGGGCAGGUUGUAGGGUUCCCAGUGCUGGGAUGUGGGGCAGGUUGAAGGGUUCCCUACGCUGGGAUGUGGGGCAGGUUGUAGGGUUCCCUGUGCUGGGAUGUGGGGCAGGUUGUAGGGUUCCCUGUGCUGGGAUGUGGUGCAGGUUGAAGGGUUCCCUGUGCUGGGAUGUGGGGCAGGUUGUAGGGUUGCCUGUGCUGGGAUGUGGGGCAGGUUGUAGGGCUGCUUGAGGUGGGUUUUGGGGUGGGUUUGUCGCUUUCCUGGCUGUUAAAGGAGACUUUGGGCUCUAAAAUUCAGGCCUUGGCCCAUAGAAUGAAGUUUGUCCUGUCCGAGAACGCCAUGGAUGCCCAAGGGGAGGCUUUGCACCAUAAGAAUAAUGCUUUGGGCCCUAAAAUAAGACUUCAGGUGUGAAAAAUUAGGCAGCAGGUAAGAAAACAGUGCCUUUGGUUCCCAAGUGCCCUGAAGACAAGGUUUUGGCGCUCAGUAACGGCGCUGUGGGCCAUAAAACAGAACCGCCUGACCGCACGCUCAGCCCCGCACCGCACGCGGCCGAGGUCAGCCUCGAACCCGCAGCCUCUCUGUUCCCGUCCGUUCCGCCUCUUUCCGCGCAUGCGCAGCACCGCCCCAUGGCGCUGCGCUGCGGUGUGAGGCGACAAGAUGGCGGGGCGGCCCAUGCAGGCAGCACGAUGUCCCACUGAUGAGCUGUCAUUAACAAACUGUGCUGUGGUGAAUGAGGCGGACUUCCCUUCUGGACAACACGUUGUUGUGAAGACUUCUCCCAACCACAAAUAUAUCUUCACUCUGAGAACACAUCCCUCUGUUGUUCCUGGGAACAUCGCCUUCAGCUUGCCCCAGAGAAAAUGGGCUGGACUUUCCAUAGGACAAGAGAUAGACGUUUCCCUGUACACUUUUGACAAGUCUAAGCAGUGUAUUGGCACAAUGACGAUUGAGAUAGACUUUCUGCAGAAGAAGAACAUUGAUUCCAACCCAUACGACACAGACAAGAUGGCUGCUGAGUUCAUCCAGCAGUUCAACAGCCAGGCAUUCUCUGUAGGGCAGCAGCUUGUGUUCAGUUUUAAUGACAAACUUUUUGGCCUGUUGGUAAAGUCCAUGGAAGGAAUGGAUCCCAGCAUCCUCAAAGGAGAGUCUGGAGGAAGCAAAAAACAGAAGAUUGAGGUGGGUUUGGUUUUUGGAAACAGCCAAGUGGCCUUUGAAAAAGCUGAGAAUUCCUCUCUCAAUCUAAUUGGUAAAUCAAAGACCAAAGAGAACCGCCAGUCCAUCAUCAACCCAGACUGGAAUUUUGAGAAAAUGGGCAUUGGGGGCCUUGACAAAGAGUUCUCAGAUAUUUUCAGACGAGCUUUUGCUUCUCGAGUUUUUCCACCUGAAAUUGUGGAGCAAAUGGGCUGCAAGCAUGUAAAAGGCAUUCUGCUGUAUGGACCUCCAGGCUGUGGUAAAACUCUUAUGGCCAGACAGAUUGGCAAGAUGCUGAAUGCCAGAGAACCAAAAGUGGUCAAUGGGCCAGAAAUCCUCAAUAAAUACGUGGGCGAGUCUGAGGCCAACAUCCGCAAGCUGUUUGCUGAUGCAGAAGAGGAACAAAGAAGGCUUGGAGCAAACAGUGGUGUUCAUAUCAUCAUUUUCGAUGAGAUUGAUGCAAUCUGCAAGCAGCGAGGCAGCAUGGCGGGGAGCACUGGAGUUCAUGAUACUGUUGUCAACCAGCUGCUGUCUAAAAUUGAUGGAGUAGAGCAACUCAAUAACAUCCUGGUGAUUGGAAUGACCAACAGACCUGACCUGAUUGAUGAAGCUCUGCUGAGACCAGGGAGACUGGAGGUGAAAAUGGAGAUUGGUUUGCCAGAUGAGAAGGGUCGAUUCCAGAUUCUCCAUAUCCACACAGUACGGAUGAGGGAACACCAGCUGCUGGCUGAAGAUGUGGACAUUGCAGAACUGGCAGUUGAGACAAAAAACUUCAGUGGUGCUGAAUUAGAAGGUUUAGUUCGAGCUGCUCAGUCUACUGCAAUGAACAGACAUAUCAAGGCCAGCAACAAAGUGGAAGUAGACAUGGAGAAGGCAGAAAGCUUACGUGUGACAAGAGGAGACUUCUUUGCAUCCUUGGAGAAUGAUAUCAAACCAGCAUUUGGAACCAACCAGGAGGACUAUGCAAGUUAUAUCAUGAAUGGCAUUAUUAAGUGGGGUGAUCCAGUAACAAGGGUGUUGGAUGAUGGGGAGCUGCUUGUUCAACAAACCAAGAACAGUGACCGUACUCCGCUGGUCAGCGUUCUUCUAGAAGGUCCCCCACACAGUGGGAAGACUGCUUUAGCAGCAAAGAUAGCUGAGGAAUCCAACUUCCCUUUCAUCAAGAUCUGUUCUCCUGAUAAGAUGAUUGGAUUUUCAGAAACAGCCAAGUGCCAGGCAAUGAAGAAGAUCUUUGAUGAUGCAUACAAGUCCCAGCUCAGCUGCGUCGUUGUGGAUGACAUUGAGAGACUUCUAGAUUAUGUGCCAAUUGGACCACGGUUUUCUAAUCUGGUGCUGCAAGCCCUUCUUGUGCUGCUGAAGAAGGCUCCCCCUCAGGGUCGCAAGCUCCUGAUCAUUGGAACCACCAGUCGCAAAGAUGUCCUGCAGGAAAUGGAAAUGUUGAAUGCCUUCAGCACCACGAUCCACGUACCCAACAUUGCAACAGGGGAACAGCUGAUGGAAGCUUUGGAGCUCCUGGGUAACUUUAAAGAUAAGGAACGCAGCACCAUUGCACAGAACGUCAAAGGGAAGUCUGUUUGGAUCGGUAUCAAGAAGCUGCUGAUGCUGAUAGAAAUGUCACUACAAAUGGAUCCUGAGUAUCGGGUGAAAAAAUUCUUGGCUCUUCUGAGAGAAGAAGGAACUUCCCUAGACUGAAGGUGGACCAAGUGCAAGAUCAGCAGCUGGAAAAGUGACCAACCUGGAGAAUACACACUGGGAUCCUUACUCUUCUGUGUUCAACACACUGGACAAAGUGAAAUGCUCCCCUUUUUCCAAGAACCCAAUGUGGAAUUUGCAUGUUUAGUGCAAUACAGUAUCUUUAUUCUUUGUCUUUAAUAUACAGAUAUCAUGUGGAAGUGUCUUCUAGAACACUGUGCUUCUGUCUCUGUGCAGGCGAGGCUGCAUUCUUAUUUGAUUUUAGCAUGGGGGAAAUGUUCUGUAAGUUUUGAAGCUAAUGCUCACUUAUGUCCAGCAUCCAGUUACUACAGUAGGAAAGAAAAUGUGACUUCUAGUAAAUCCUGUGGUGAAGGCUUAUUAAAGUACUCCUCUGUGUUCUGAUUUGAUGAAUGCUUUCUUGUUCGGUUAUGUCAUCCUAUGCCUCACUGAACACUGAGCAGGGCUGCUAACCCAGAGUCAGUGACCACAGCAAUGAAACUCCAGGAUUUCCAAAAUGCAGAUACCCAUUUUCUUUUAUGCCCAGGUAUUUUCUGGCUAAUGAUAAUAAGGACUGGAAGAAGGCAGGGAAGUUUGUUGAUCAGAACAGAGGAAAAAACUUCGGAAUCCAGUAUUUGAAACUUGUUCUUAAUUCAAAAACAGGCUUAGUGGUGCUGAUUCCAGCCUGAAAGCUCUGCAUUAGUACGCUGUAUAUGACGGUUUUGGCAUUAGUUGGCCUCACUACAUCCUAUUUUUCUGCCACAUUACCAAAGGAUGAAAUUCCUCCUUGGAGAUGAAGCCAAGCUCUGUGGAUGCACGAGGUGUGCACUGCCAUGUUUUUGCACUCAAACUAAGGAAUGUAUUGAACUUUGCUAUGUGGUCUUUCCCCAAUAGUCACUUUGCAUCAAUGAGGUGCUGUUAUGAUGACUGCAGGAGGAUACUCCCCUCUGGUUCCUUGGCUCCACAUGUUUAAUAAGGUUCAUGGAACGUACCUCAAUUUGGUGGGGCAUGGAAUCAAAGCCAUUUAUGAGGUGUUAGUCAGUAUAGCUUCCUUGACUUGACAGGACAUGCUGUUAAGGGCUAGCAGCUUGUAUCCAGUGAGGUGUUCCCAGGGAAGGAGGGUGCUUUGCAUAUUUUCAGGCCCAAAGGUGAAGGUACUGCAGUCCUUAUUGCGUACUUAGGGCAAUCAGAGUGUUUUAGUCACUGCACUCUGGUUUCUUUUCCUUUGGCAGUGCUGUUGUAUUGUGAUGACAUUGCGAGUCCCAGUGGUUAUUAUUCCCUCUCAUUUUGUGUAUGAUCUUGUGACUUUGUUUGUUCCAUUCUUUCCUCUGCCAGUCCUUGUGACAGCAACACUCGUUAACUUAUUUCAGAGUAAAUGAUGUAAACCUUA